GGGAAGCUGGACAAGUUGGCGACGGCUGAGUCUCCUCUACCGUACAAUAGACUAUUUUUGAUAGUGCACUAUCGUCAGUGACGGUGCUAAAAAUACCCACCAUAAUAUACUGUCCAGACGACUUGCUUACGGUCCGUAUAACGACGGACUAAAGUAGGAUAAUAGAGGAUUGUCUGGGGAGCAGUGGUCAGUGCUGUCGGCAGGGGUCUACCCGUACCCAGCCGCCCCACCGCGCCAACACGUAACCCUGUCCAACAUAGAGCUGUCAUCGCUCGGCACGCGUCACCUGAGACUGAGCUUUGGAAUGCGCGCUAGCCUUCUAUCCGCCCGACACGCACCAUCGUCACUGCCUGUCAAAUUAAUCAAGUGGGCCCCGGUAUUUAAUCAGCAAAACUCGCACUUAUAAGAACUUGGAAGGCCUCGACAAGAUCGCAGAGGUAUUGUGCGAAAGGCUGCUACUACGGGCACACUGGACUGGGAGUUGGUGUUCUGCCUAGGCUGUUUCCAGUACCCAAUAUUGUUACAACGAUGCCUUCCGUGUUGCUAGCGGUGUGUAAGGCUACACUUAUCGCGGUGUGUUGUCCAUGGUUUGCUGCACAAAUUCUGGCGUCUGCUGCUACAGUUUUACCGAUAAACGAUGUGGUGAAGUUCGGCGGCGGUGCCGCGGGGUCGGACAGCUCGGCAGAGGAGUUGAGUUGCCCGAGCUGCAGAAUGCAGGCAGACUAUCUGAAGUCCGCGGACCCGGACGAAGUCAAACGGCUUCGCCUAGAAGUCAUCAAACAGCAAAUUCUGAGCAAAUUGCGGAUGUCGGACCGUCCUAACAUCACCGUGCCGCGAACGGCCAUCCCCAGGCCGCUAGCAGACGACAGCCCGCCCGACGUCUACCUGCAGCCGCAGGUAGAGACAAACCUCAACAUCGACGACUUCUACGGACGGACGACUCAGAUCAUCAUAUUUCCCGAAGCAGGUGAGAGAAACUGCCACAGGAAGCGCGCCAAACACUGUUUUACGUUCGUCCUCCCCGCCGGCUCGCAGCACGGCACCGUGGCGUCCGCACAGCUCUGGUUCCACCUGCUGGUGUCCAACCCGCCGCCCGCCAACGUCACUCUCCACUUCUGGCCGCUCUUCAAGUCGUCUCAGGAGGACCAGCGGUCCCGGCGGACGGUGCUGUUCUCACCCCAGAGGACAGCUCGCCAGGGCUGGGCUGAUGUGGACGUGCGUCAUCACUUCCGGAAAUGGAUGAGCGACGCCACGUUUUACGGUAUUGACGUAGAGCUCGUGUGUAAGCAUUGCCCGAAACGGGUCCACGAUUUGAUUCGUACCACGGGAGACCACCGGCCGUUCCUUGUCCUUGACACGGGCGAGCCUCCCGUGCGUAACCGCCGGAGCGUCGACUGUCCCGACGGCAGGAGCAACGAGUGUUGUCGUGAGAAGUUCUACGUCGACUUCAAGGAUAUCGCCUGGGACGACUGGAUCAUCUCUCCGAAGGGGUACUAUGCUAACUUCUGUACGGGGUCAUGUCAGGGCACCAUCCUGCCGCGCUACCACCACACCUCCGUGCUCCAGCGGGUCGCCCUCAGCCAGAAAGACAGAGAAACCAGACUAAAACUCACGCCCUGCUGUACGCCCACCAAGAUGUCCGCCCUCUCCAUGUUGUACUUCGACAACGACGGCUACAUCUUCAACAAAAACCUGCCCAACAUGAAAGUAGACGCGUGUGGUUGUUCGUGAAAUAACGAACAGGUGGUCAGACAGAAUCCCAGUACUAAUCAUGUACAUGUAUCGCGCAAUAUCGUUUCAAUGUGGAGACAGAGGUGGCACCACUAGGAAAGACCUAGAACGUUGCCAGUGCCUGACUUUGAGCGGUUCCAAGUUGUAUAUAUUGAGAAACGUGGGAAACAACAAUUUUGAAUGCAAUGACUCUGUCAAACAGGAAUGGAAAGAUGACAAAUGAUCUUGUAAGUAGCGUAUAUAAGGACCACCCUUUAAAUAUCAACACCACCAAUAAUGUGAUGCUUGCUCAAAUGUUGGGAGUAGAAUUCAGCUGUGUUUAAGUUUGUUUCUUGUUUGGGUGGCCCUUUGUGUCAUUAUAAAGGUCCAAAGAAAGGAGACCAAAUGCAAAGCAAAGACACAAAAGUGCAUCAAAAUAAAGACAGGGACUUAGCAUUAGUGAAAAGCAGGAAUGCCAGGUGCCUGGGAUAGAAACGUGCACCAAAAAAAAAGAUGUUUAGCAUGGUCAUGUCGUCCGCAACGCAGCAUUUUAAAUCGUUUCAACGAAACAAUGCAAAUCACAAGAUUCGAAAGACGCGAGUGCUGGUGUUCCAGACAAAACCGGACCUGUGAUGGUAGUGAGAAGUUAGGUCUAAAUAGAGGUCACUUGGAACGCACAGACAAUGAUCCUGAGAAAGGAACUACGUACACGUCUAGUCUCUAAGGUCCCAGUCACAUACGCCGUACCAUUGUCGUACGAUCGGAAACUAAGGGCUUUUUUGGGUUGUGCAUGUGUUCUGCAAAAUUCAAAUCCAAGUGUAUUGUUACACAAAGCCUGUAUCAGAUUCUAACUGGUGGUCGGUUCUCUCACAGCCUGUCUGAAAACUCUACGACGUAAAAAAAUCGUUCGACGACAUACGAUUAAUGUGACUGCGCUAAAGAGUACACGAGCCAAUGAGCUGAAAGUAGAGUUAGAGGAAAAUCAAUAUCAAGCUACAUUUUUAAACCAUGUACGCGUCUUUAACCCACCAAGAUGGCGGAAUUGGCUAAGAUGACUAAAUUACGCCAUGAUUACGCGUCAGCACUUAAUAUAUAUAUAUCCUUUAUGCAGAUGAACUCAUAGGUUCUGUAGGUAUCUAUAGAAGGUUAGCAACAAGCGUGAAUUGAUUGAAACCUUUUUGCAUUACGUAGUCUACAUAAAAGACAGAAACGGGGAAAGUACAGCUCUAAAUUUCUCUUUAUAAAAAAAAUGUUUUUUUUCGUAUUGGGUCAGUCAACGAAAAAAAGGAAAAGAAAACUUGUAUCUGGUAUAACUGACCCAAUGGGGUGGCGAAAGGAAAUGAAGAAAUUCCAAUCGUCUUCUAAGCAGCAUGUUUCCGCGAAAGUAAUUAUGGCGAGGAGUCAAGAAUGUAGAUGGGUCACGUUCGGAAAGGACCUAGUUUUACCUUAGAAGCUCCUUGGCACGGCUACUUGCAGUGGUCUCCAGAUUGAGGUCAGAAAGGUCUUUCAUCAAUUUGCCUGGCGAAGUGCCCAACUCGCCGUGCAUUGUUUGGGGCAAGCGUUUUAAACAUAGCGUCCAAAAUCUGCUAUGGUCGUAGAUCAUUGGGGUAUCUUGUUGCCGAGGCCUUCAACCCUCCUCUCCUGUCAACGUAAUGAUAAAAAGGAAGUCUUAUGUUUUGAAAAAGCUAUUUAAAGCAUUGGUGUAUGUAUAUAACAAGUCAGCGUUGUUCAGUAUGAUUUAUUUCCUCACAACCUUCAGUUACAACAGGCGUCGCACAGUGUCACAACAGUACUGUAUUUUAUUGGAUUUUCUCAAAGAUUGAUUUGUAUGCUGUAAAACAGCAUUAAUCAAGCAUUUUUUUAUAAUAACGCCAUCUGUACCAAGGCAAGGACGAUGUGCCCUAAGACGGAAAUGAAAGCUCGAGAACUUGGCGCCUGUCGUCUUGAGAUAAAGCUUAUUUUAAACAUGUGGUCCGCACGUGCAAGUUGAAAAGGUCAGAAGAUAGUGUGAGGGGUGAGGAGUUAUAGCUGGAAGCGUUUUCCAUCUGUUAUGGUGAAACUGAACAGGAUUGACAUAAAGGCCAAGUAUUUGUAAAGAUAAAUCAAGGCACAGGCCUGUUCGAAAUGGUCAAGUCCAUGGCUAAGCUAGAUUAGUUAUGUGUUAGGCUGAGAGAAUAUGUUAGGGAUAGUUGGUGAAGUUGUUACAAGUGUUUGGAAACCAAAAAAAAAAAA
This is a messenger RNA of Branchiostoma floridae (Florida lancelet), 3942 nucleotides long. RefSeq names its product growth/differentiation factor 8-like. Gene Ontology annotation, cellular component: extracellular region. The transcript is spliced from 2 exons. Gene Ontology annotation, biological process: SMAD protein signal transduction. The coding region runs from base 529 to 1731 and encodes 400 amino acids. Lineage: Eukaryota; Metazoa; Chordata; Leptocardii; Amphioxiformes; Branchiostomatidae. Gene Ontology annotation, molecular function: cytokine activity; growth factor activity. The record is from RefSeq and is a predicted model, not a curated record.